Zerene cesonia (dogface butterfly) is the source of this 1890-nucleotide messenger RNA. Its product is annotated as CDK5 and ABL1 enzyme substrate 2. Gene Ontology annotation, biological process: regulation of cell cycle. The coding region runs from base 36 to 1778 and encodes 580 amino acids. The record is from RefSeq and is a predicted model, not a curated record. Lineage: Eukaryota; Metazoa; Arthropoda; Insecta; Lepidoptera; Pieridae. The transcript is spliced from 9 exons.
AUUAGACAUCUGAUUUUGGCAUUUCGAAAUAUCCAAUGUUAAUUUUGAUUUUUGGUUGCGACCUUCGAGUUUCCGUAAUCAGUUUACAAUUCUGUGAUUGUUAUAUUUCGCAAUUAUUAAUUAAAAAUAGUUUAUUCUAUGAUUUAAAUCCGUUCUUCAAACUCAUAGCUGAAUUAAAAAUGUCGCAUAACAGAAAUAAGUAUGAAAAAGCUAGAAGACGAUUAGCUGCUGUUACUUUUCUUUCUAAUAUUUCUUUAGAUGGCUCAUUUAAAGAUACAGAGCUCUGCCAGAUUUUAGACAAAUCAUCUAAAACUGACAAAUGUGAUUCUGCUUCUAAGGCAAAGAAUGUUGCGAAUCAUAAUGAAAAGGAUGUUACACGCCACAAAAUCCGCAGUGGAACCAAAUUGCCGCAAUGCAGCCCUGUUCAUAGAAUGGGAAGUGACAACCAUUCAUUGAAUUCAGAUUCAGAGUUUGCACACAUGACCCCCAUAAAGAAUGCUUGUAAUAAUUCAUUUAGAGAAAGGUGUUCUUCUGGAAAUGCUGAGUUGUAUAAGGAUAGGCACCCAUCACUCCGCAUCAGGAAAACCUGUACACAAGAAGAGAAAAGCAGUGCAGAAAGUUUAAAUUUUGGUCGCCUAAGAACCAGUAGCACUUGUAUUCCAGAAAAACAAACUUACACCAAGGAGUUCAAACUAUUUCGGGCCACUAAGGGAGUAUCAUUCAAAGAUGAAAGACUUGCUUUUACACCAUCACAAGGAGUACCAUGUGCUAUAUUUAGUACAAUACCUUAUUCAAAAACUUCGAGAUGUGCAAGAUCGGAUUUGAGGAAAGAUGGAGUCAGACGAAGAAAUACAUCUGGCCCAAGACCACUUUCUGCAAUAACUGAUAAUGGUGUGGAUCCCUUUGACUUGCUAGGCUUAGAACGUGAGGAACACGGACAAGAUAUAUCCUAUUCUAAACUCUUAGUACCAUCAAGAAUAUGCACAAGAGAACAGUAUAGGAAAAUGUAUGAAGCUGAUUUUACCGACAAGGCCUCAUGGAAAGUGCUCAACCGGCAUCCUCAUGUAAUAGCAAGGACUAAGUUAUUGACGAGGCACAAGGAUAAAAAAUGGUGCUUCUCAUAUGAAUCAGCUCAGAGAAGCACAAUAGCGUCAUCUCCUCCACAUUCAUCGAUUGAAAACAAAACGUUCGAUUGGGAAGAAGAGGCACUUUUAGCACAAAAAUAUGGAAGUGCAAAGGUGCAUUAUUGUCCGAAUGUGCUUGACGAUCCUGAAUUAAUAGCGGGGAAGCACAGGACUCUGCUCACGUUCACCUCGUAUAUGACGUCAAUAAUUGAUUACGUCAGACCUCAGGAUUUGAAGAAAGAGCUAAACGACAAAUUCAGGGAGAAAUUCCCGCACAUCAAGCUAACUCUUAGCAAAUUAAGGAGCAUCAAGAAAGAGAUGAGAAAGAUAGCGAAACAUGAUAGCGGCGGAAUCGAUUUACUUUCCGUCGCCCAAGCGUAUGUUUAUUUCGAAAAGUUGAUCUUAGCAAACCUUAUAAAUAAGGACAAUAGAAAAUUGUGCGCUGGCGCCUGUUUGUUAUUGUCGGCCAAACUCAAUGACGUUAAAGGGGAAAUGCUCAAAGCGCUGAUAGAGCGAAUCGAAACAACAUUCCGGGUGAACAGGAAGGAUCUGAUGAAGUUCGAGUUCGCUGUGCUGGUGGCGCUCGAGUUCGGCCUGCACGUGCCGCCCUACGAGGUGUUCCCGCACUACCAGCGGCUGCUGCACGACUCGUGACCUUGGCGCCGGCUGGCCUUCGAGCCGUGUCUGCGGACGUACCACCGCAGGCGGGCCAGCAUCGUGGACAACUUGCGGGCCAACGCGUGGAUAUAGAGGGGUGAGGGGAGGG